Anguilla rostrata (American eel) is the source of this 2321-nucleotide messenger RNA. It is a transcript of the gene lnpka, whose product is annotated as limb and neural patterns a. The transcript is spliced from 13 exons. The coding region runs from base 285 to 1505 and encodes 406 amino acids. Gene Ontology annotation, cellular component: endoplasmic reticulum tubular network. Lineage: Eukaryota; Metazoa; Chordata; Actinopteri; Anguilliformes; Anguillidae. The record is from RefSeq and is a predicted model, not a curated record. Gene Ontology annotation, biological process: endoplasmic reticulum tubular network organization.
GAAGCAUUAUGGGAAGUCGUGCAUAGAAGGGGGCUGACCCGAAUUAGUGCGGUGUUACUAGGCUCGCAAUCCCCAGCAGGUAAAAUACAAAGGAGUGGAGUGGAAUACGUCGACGUUUUAAGGAAGUUAUCAGAAGUUUUGUGAUUGAUGAAUUGGAGCGUUUGAUGGGAUGAAAUAGCAUCUGCUUUCCGACCACUGACUGCGAAGUUAUUUUUUUCAAUUUAUCGUUCGGGAAGGAAGAAAGUGUGUGCCGAGAAGAGGACUGCUCUACAUCAUACACAGAGAUGGGGGCUGUUGUAUCCCGGUGGAGGGCCAAACCGUCCACAGUGGAUAUUUUGGAAGGAAUAGAGAAGGAUAUACACACUCUUGAGGAGUUUAGGGAAAAAAACCAGAGACUGUUGAAAUUGUGGGUGGGACGACUGCUGCUGUAUUCCUCUCUGCUCUUCCUAAUCAGCGCUUUUUUAGUGUAUUUUUGGUAUCUUCCUCGACAAUGGACAAAGCAAUUAAUAAUUGCCCUUCUAUUUUUGGCAUAUCCAAUCCUAGUGUGGUUUACAAGGAAGUUGAUGAUUUCUGUUUUUUCAAAACGAACAGAAAGAAACAAUGAAAAAUUAGAAGAUCUGAAAUCCCAAAAAAGAAAAAUUCUUGAAGAGGUCAUGGAGACAGAAACCUAUAAGAAUGCGAAAAUGAUCCUGGAAAGAUUUGAUCCAGAGUCAAAGAAAAAAGUUCUGGAGCUGGAAUCCACACCAGUUGGGCCCCAGAUGGCUCCUAGACCAGGCCAAGAACUUCGUCAGCGCAAUAUUGCCUCUCGGGCCCCGGUCACAGGGACCCCGGUCAGCGCUGCCGCCCGUCCCCCACCAGCCGUGGGCACUGCCCCUUUGGGGCCGUUGCCCCACUCGGCCCCGGGCGGACCCCCUGAGAGGAGCCUGGCUGCUGCGGCUGCCCAGCAGAGCCUGAUGCGGAGGCCCAUGAGCCCGGGCAUGCCCGUCCCGGGAAUGGGACUGCACCCCCCAGGCCCGCCCCUCGCCAGACCCAUCCUCCCCCGGGACAGAGGCGCCAUGGACAGAGUCAUCGAGUACCUGGUAGGAGACGGCCCUCAGAACAGAUAUGCCCUUAUAUGCCAGCAGUGCUUUUCCCAUAACGGCAUGGCGUUAAAAGAGGAAUUUGAAUAUGUUGCCUUCCGAUGUGCUUACUGUUAUUUCCUGAACCCUGCGAGGAAGACACGGCCCCAGGCCCCUCGACUGCCCGAGUUCAGUUUCGAGCGAAGGACGCUCCCCGACGUGCCCGUCCCAGGACCGUCCUCUGGGCCCAAGCAGAGCGACCCCCCCUGUGUUCCAGAUAAUGAAAAGCUGGAGGAUUCUCCCCCAGUGUCAGAACCUGAGCCACAGGAGAGCCCGGUCACUGAGGAGGCCCCAGCCACAGAGGAUCCUGGUACCCCCGAAUCGGAGAAAAGCCCCUCUGAGAACACUGAAGAGGAGCUGGAAGUUUCCCAGAUGGAGGUCGAGUAGCAGGAGUCAACCCCCCACCCCCUCCCCCCCUACACACACACACACACACAAACUCAUGUCAACACAGUCAUAUUGGUCCAGAGUUUCAGUUUGGUGGUGUGAAUUGCUCAUGGUUUUUUACAUAUGCUUUACGUGAUGGCGAAUAAAUCACGACACUGUACACAAGAGCGUCUGAAGACCUUCUAGAAAUGAGUGGAUCCCAAAUGCUGGAUGUAUGCGUGAGAUGAAAGGGAAGUCCGGCUGUCUGCCUUUGCUUAUGUAUGUUUUUUUUUUUUUUAAGUUUAAUAAAAGAACAGACUCAGCCAUAUUUCCUGUGCCAAGAGUUUACAUAUCGUAUACUGUAGCACUUGUGCGCAUACGGCAAUAAUGACCCAAGCACAGGAAGAUCUUAAGUUAUUGCUUUUUGAGUGAUCAACUAAAUGAAUUGUGGGGAUUUUCCACCAAUUUUAGCUGAGCAGAGAAAUGAUUUGCUGCACAAGUACCAUUCUGUUUCUUUGUAUCUCAUUGAAUGUCUUUUUAUAGUGUUACAUAGCACAAUGCAUAGAAUACAAUAAUAUAUUGUCAAACAUAAUAUGUAAACGUAUAAAAAAUGUUAUAGCGCCAUUUCAGAAAGUCAUGUUGGGAUUUUUGGUACUCAUGGCGCAGUGAGGCCAUCCUCAUGUUUCCCUGGUAAUGCCACGGUGAUGGAAGUGCCAUGAACAACACUUAUUUAUUACUACUAAGAAAAAAGUAUUAAGAACCUAACAGUCUUUUGUGCCUGUGUGUAUUUUAAAUAUUCUCAUACAAAAAUGAAAUAAAAUGAGCUAUUUUCAUGUU